Messenger RNA from Apodemus sylvaticus (European woodmouse), 4191 nucleotides. It is a transcript of the gene Eps15, whose product is annotated as epidermal growth factor receptor pathway substrate 15. The coding region runs from base 61 to 2748 and encodes 895 amino acids. The record is from RefSeq and is a predicted model, not a curated record. The transcript has 25 exons. Gene Ontology annotation, molecular function: cadherin binding; calcium ion binding. Gene Ontology annotation, biological process: endocytosis; endosomal transport. Gene Ontology annotation, cellular component: clathrin coat of coated pit; plasma membrane; cytoplasm. Lineage: Eukaryota; Metazoa; Chordata; Mammalia; Rodentia; Muridae.
CCCGCCCCGAGCCCCCGUCCGUCCGUCCUUCCUUCCCCUCCCGUGCAUGAUGGAAACACCAUGGCUGCGGCAGCCCAGCUCUCCCUGACACAGUUGUCAAGUGGGAAUCCUGUAUAUGAAAAAUACUAUAGACAGGUUGAAGCAGGCAAUACUGGAAGGGUGUUGGCUUUAGAUGCUGCUGCAUUCCUGAAAAAGUCAGGGCUUCCAGACUUGAUUCUUGGAAAGAUUUGGGAUUUAGCUGACACAGAUGGCAAAGGUGUCCUGAACAAACAAGAAUUCUUUGUUGCUUUACGGCUUGUGGCAUGCGCCCAGAAUGGACUGGAAGUCUCACUGAAUAGCCUAAAUCUGGCUGUUCCUCCACCAAGAUUUCAUGACUCCAGUAGUCCUUUGCUAACCAGUGGGACCGCAGUUGCUGAGCUCCCGUGGGCUGUAAAGUCUGAAGAUAAAGCCAAAUAUGAUGCAAUUUUUGACAGUUUAAGCCCAGUGGAUGGAUUUUUGUCUGGUGAUAAAGUGAAACCAGUGUUGCUCAACUCUAAGUUACCUGUGGAAAUCCUUGGAAGAGUUUGGGAGUUGAGUGAUAUUGACCACGAUGGAAAGCUUGACAGAGAUGAGUUUGCAGUUGCCAUGUUUUUGGUAUACUGUGCACUGGAAAAAGAACCUGUGCCAAUGUCCUUGCCUCCAGCCUUGGUGCCACCUUCUAAGAGAAAAACGUGGGUUGUGUCCCCUGCAGAAAAAGCUAAAUAUGAUGAAAUAUUUCUGAAAACUGAUAAGGAUAUGGAUGGAUAUGUGUCUGGACCAGAGGUCCGUGAAACCUUCCUGAAAACAGGUUUACCUUCUGCCUUGCUAGCCCGCAUUUGGUCACUAUGUGACACAAAGAACUGUGGGAAGCUUUCAAAAGAUCAGUUUGCCUUGGCUUUUCACUUAAUCAAUCAGAAGUUAAUAAAAGGCAUUGACCCUCCUCAUGUUCUCACUCCUGAGAUGAUUCCACCAUCAGACAGGUCCAGUUUACAAAAGAACAUCAUAGGAUCAAGUCCUGUUGCAGAUUUCUCUGCUAUUAAGGAACUAGAUACCCUUAACAAUGAAAUAGUUGACCUGCAGAGGGAAAAGAACAAUGUGGAGCAGGACCUUAAAGAGAAGGAAGACACAGUUAAGCAGAGGACAAGUGAGGUGCAGGAUCUUCAGGAUGAAGUUCAAAGGGAGAGUAUUAAUCUACAAAAACUGCAGGCCCAGAAGCAGCAGGUGCAGGAACUCCUGGAUGAAUUGGAUGAGCAGAAAGCCCAGCUGGAGGAGCAGCUCAAGGAAGUCAGAAAAAAAUGUGCUGAGGAGGCCCAGCUGAUUUCUUCCCUGAAAGCAGAAAUAACUAGUCAAGAAUCUCAGAUCUCCACUUAUGAGGAAGAACUGUCGAAAGCUAGAGAAGAACUAAGUCGCCUACAACAAGAAACAGCACAACUGGAAGAAAGUGUGGAGUCAGGAAAGGCUCAUUUGGAACCUCUUCAGCAGCACCUACAAGAUUCACAACAGGAAAUCAGUUCAAUGCAAAUGAGAUUGGAAAUGAAAGAUCUGGAAACUCAUAAUAACCAAUCAAAUUGGUGCAGUAGCCCACAAAGCAUUCUUGUAAAUGGUGCUACAGAUUAUUGUAGCCUCAGCACCAGCAGCAGUGAAACAGCCAACUUCAAUGAACAUGCUGAAGGCCAGAACAACCUAGAGUCUGAACCCAUACACCAGGAGUCAUCAGUGAGGAGUAGUCCUGAAAUAGCGCCUUCUGAUGUGACUGAUGAAAGUGAAGUUGUAACUGCAGCAGAUAAUGAAAAAGUUAGCCCCAGAUCUGACGAGGACAAGCACUCAAAAGAGGAAGAUCCAUUUAAUGUAGAAUCAAGUUCACUGACAGAUGCAGUUGCAGAUACAAACUUGGAUUUCUUCCAGUCUGAUCCUUUUGUUGGCAGUGAUCCUUUCAAGGAUGAUCCUUUUGGAAAAAUUGAUCCAUUUGGUGGUGAUCCUUUCAAAGGUUCAGAUCCAUUUGCAUCUGAUUGCUUCUUUAAGCAGACUUCUACUGAUCCUUUCACCACUUCAAGUACAGACCCUUUCAGUGCAUCCAGCAACAGCAGUAAUACAUCGGUAGAAACUUGGAAGCACAAUGACCCAUUUGCUCCUGGUGGAACAGUUGUUGUUGCAGCUAGUGAUUCAGCCACAGAUCCUUUUGCUUCUGUUUUCGGAAAUGAAUCAUUUGGAGAUGGAUUUGCUGACUUCAGCACAUUGUCAAAGGUCAACAAUGAAGAUCCUUUUAAUCCUACCUUAUCAAGUUCUGCCAGCAAUGUGACCAGUGCAAAACCUGUGAUAGAGGAAACACCCAAGAGUGAAGAUGUACCUCCAGCACUGCCACCCAAGAUUGGCACUCCAACAAGACCCUGCCCGCCACCCCCUGGGAAAAGACCCAUCAACAAAUUGGAUUCUUCUGAUCCCUUUAAACUGAAUGAUCCAUUUCAGCCUUUCCCAGGCAAAGAUAGUCCCAAAGAGAAAGAUCCUGAUAUGUUUUGUGAUCCAUUCACUUCUACCACUACCAAUAAAGAGGCUGACCCAAGCAAUUUUGCUAACUUCAGUGCUUAUUCCUCUGAAGAAGAUAUGAUUGAAUGGGCAAAGAGGGAGAGUGAGCGGGAAGAAGCACAGAGGCUUGCCAGACUAAAUCAGCAGGAGCAAGAAGACUUGGAACUGGCUAUUGCGCUUAGCAAAUCAGAGCUAUCAGAAGCAUGAAGUUAUCUGUCCUUUAUCAGCAGUACAGUGCUCUUCUUGAAUACUGAGUCUAUUUACCAUGUGCAUCAAACUACCUAUGAGCAUGGGAUACAAAAGGUUUGAGUCUCCUAGAAAUGUGACAAAAGUCUAGUUUGUUUGUUUGUUUGUUUGUUUGUUUUUUGUUAGGGUGGGGGGCUAUAUCAAAUGUGUCUUUUAUUUUUUCUUCCAAAAGCAGUACCCUAAUUAAACAGCUUCGCCUAGACCCCUGUUCUGGUGUGCAUUUACAGUGAGCUCCUACCUGCUUGUACUAGUCCCUGUAAAGCUAGAGCAUCAAGCCUCUGCCUUCUGGAAGCUAGCAGAUAUAGUUUCACACUGUGCUGCCCUUGUCCUAUAGUUACCAUGACAACGACUGGAGUUCUGAAAGUGCACAAGUAUUCUCCCUGAGCUAGUGCUUGAAGGAGGGGAAGGGAAAGUGUAUCCUGUUUCUUCUGAUCGGUACAAAUUAGCCAGUUUAAAGUGUAUUAUAUGUACUUCUGAAGAAAAUAUAGUUAAGUUAUUAUUUAGAGAUGGGAAAAUAUUCUGCAUAGCUCAACUCCACUAUUGAAAACUAGAUGAAUUAAGUUAAACCAUUAUUGCUCCAGCCUCAAGUAAUUCCUAAAUAAAAGUAUUAAAGCCUUGUAUAUGAAACAUGUUUUUAAAACAAUUUUCUCUGGACUUAAAAAAUUUUAAUAUUAACAGAUACCUCACUACAUGUUUCCUAGUUAAAACUAAACAAAUUUCUUACAAAUAAAAUUUGUAAGGAAAUGUUCAUUUUAAGUGCUAGUGAGGAAAGUUUGUAACUUAAAAUAUAACCUAUGAGUUUAAAGGAAGAAAACACUUAGCCUGUGCCCAUUUUGCCUUGGUGGUUGCACUGACCUUAGUUCAGAAUUGUCCUGAAGUCUAGAAAGCUAGACUUGGAAGGUACUUUGGGACUCAUUGGAUGUUUUCUUUCUUUAGUGAAGGCCCAGCUAUUUGCAGUGAUACAAAUGGAAGAAAUAACAUUUGCUAUGUCCUCUUACUUUCUGUCCGUCUUUGUAGUUUAAAUUUCUUUAUUUAUGUGCUUUAUUUUUCUCACCUACAAAAUUGACAAGCUACCCCACCCCCAAAAAAUUCCUAGUUUUUAAAUUGAGAGAAAAAUAAACCAAGUUGCCAAAUUGUCAGAGCCCUGCUUUUGUCAAAAGCCUAUCUUCUGCUGGCCUGGCCUGACAGUCAGCAGGAUUUGAAAUGGAUUUGAAGUAGAUUAUAAUUUAUAAUUUUUUAAAUAUGAGUUACUAAUUUAGUGUUGUAAUACCAAAAUAAACAAAAGUGCACCUACAAACUAUUUAAAAUUCUUUAGGAUAACCAAGUUACGGUGGUAUUGAACUGUUGUUAAUCAGAGUAAUUUACAGCCUGGCCUAUAAAUAAACUCCACAGUGUCUAAUCAGA